CUUCAAAUCUUGAUUGGGGGAAUAAAUUUAGUAUUUGGAUCACUUAUUUAAUUUUAAUCUAGUGAAGGUUAGAUAGGAAAGCGAAAAUUAAUCAUUUUGUAGCCCGUCAGGCUCGAACCGAUUUGUCACCGGCAAAGCCCUCCGGCAAAGUCCCAAAGCUGAAGUACUCAAAUUUGGAUCUGAAUAUUUUCUCCUCCAACUAGCUCUGAUCACAUUCCCUUCCUUCCUCUCCGACGCCAUUAAUGUUUCAAGCGAAGGCUGAGAGGAGAGAAUCCAUGGAUUCUUCAUCAAACUUAGAAGAGAAUGGCGAAGCAGUAGCAGGACUCAUACCUCUAGCUUCAGUCUCCCAACAACCAUAUGUCUCUGAACUCCUCUCUUUCACUCUUGAUCGUCUUCACAAGGAACCCGAACUUCUCCGAGUUGAUGCUGAGAGGAUCCGGCGCCAGAUGCAGGAAGUUGCGGUGGCUAAUUAUCGCUCUUUUAUAGCUGCUGCUGAUGCGUUGGUUUCUAUUAGAGAAGAAGUUUCCUCCAUUGAUAAUCAUCUUGAGUCUCUGAUUGCUGAAGUCCCUAAAUUGACAUCAGGUUGCACUGAGUUCAUUGAAUCAGCUGAACAAAUUUUGGAGAAGAGGAAAAUGAACCAAACCUUGCUUGCAAAUCACAGUACUUUGCUUGACUUGCUUGAAAUUCCUCAGCUUAUGGACACAUGUGUGAGGAAUGGAAAUUAUGAUGAAGCGCUUGACUUGGAAGCUUUUGUUAGCAAAUUAUGCACCUUGCAUCCAAAGAUCCCUGUUCUUCAAGCUUUGUCUGUGGAGGUUAACCAGGCAACACAAUCUAUGCUUUCACAGCUUCUCCAGAAGCUCAGAUCAAAUAUUCAAUUGCCAGAAUGUCUUCGUAUCAUUGGAUAUUUACGUCGAAUAGGUGUCUUUAGCGAGUAUGAAAUGCGCUUGCAGUUUUUGAGAUGUAGAGAGGCUUGGCUUACUGGAAUCCUUGAUGAUUUGGACCAAAGAAACCCGUAUGAGUACUUAAAGGGAAUGGUCAACUGUCACAGGAUGCAUUUAUUUGAUGUUGUGAACCAAUACCGAGCCAUAUUUGCUGAUGAUACGUCUGGAAGUGAAGAAAACUAUGAUGGGGGGCUUCUCUUUAGUUGGGCUAUGCACCAAAUUACAUCUCACCUAAAGAUGCUGAAGCUCAUGCUUCCCAAGAUAACUGAAGGAGGAUCUUUAUCAAACAUUCUUGAUCAGUGCAUGUACUGUGCGAUGGGGCUCGGUUGGGUUGGAUUGGAUUUUCGGGGUCUGCUUCCAUCACUAUUUGAAGAGGCUGUUCUAAACUUAUUUGUGAAGAAUAUUGCCACUGCUGUUGAGAAUUUUCAGCUUGUCCUGGAUUCACAUCGAUGGGUCCCAUUGCCAGCAGUUGGGUUUUCAGGCACUUCUGCUAAUGAAGAAAGUCGAGAAGACAUGACUCCGCCUUCAAAUUUAAUGGAGCAUCCACCCCUUGCUGUAUUUAUAAAUGGUGUAUCUGCAGCACUGAAUGAGCUACGCCCUUGUGCUCCAAUCAGCUUGAAACAUAUUCUAGCACAGGAAUUAUUGAAAGGACUCAAAGCUGUUCAUAACUCAUUGUUGAGAUAUAAUGAAGCACGAAUGCUUAGAGAGAAUGAAUCCACACUUUUCUUUUCUCUUUGUCGCGCAUUCAUGGAGGUUGCAUUUCCUUAUUGUUCAACUUGUUUUGGUCGUUGUUACCCUGGUGGGGCAACCCUUAUUAUGGAUGCCAAAGGUUCAUUUGAUGGGCUAACCCGUUUGUUAUCAGUGUCAUCAUCAAGAGAGAUUCCUAGGCGAACACAAAGUUUAGAUUUACAUAGCAUAUCAGAAAAUGAGAGUUCAUCUACAUUAGAAAAUGGGAUUAUCCCUGAAAGUGAACAAAAGGACAGUGAGGUAAUUGAAGACGAACAUAAUAGUGAAGAUACAAAGGCCAAUACGAAAGAUGGUGAUUCGUAAUAGUCGGAUCAUUUCAGAUGUCCAUGAAUCAAAGGUGGCUCGUGUUUUCAGAGUUCUAUGUUUCGUGUCAGAUUUGAAGUUUUCUUCAUGGGAGCCAAGGUAGAGGAUAUGAUUGUUUUUUAAGCGGGAACCAAUGUGAUUGUUCUUUAAAAAAUAAGUAUAGAAUUGAAUGAUUAAAUUUGAGAUAUACUUGGACAUUUGUUAGUCAUGAAUCAGUGAAUGUAUAUCCUCAAAAUGCAAGCUUGGGAAAGAGAUGUUUUUCUAGAUAUUAGUUUGUUAACAAAUUUUGCAUAUAUUGUAGUAUUAUUUGAAGCCUUUCUGGUACAUUUCGGAAGAUUAUGUUGUACAACUUAUUUAGCGAGGCUGAAGUAAACCAUGUUUAUUGAGUUUUGUUUCCAAACAAUUAUUUUGCAUUCA
Molecule: messenger RNA, 2408 nt
Organism: Amaranthus tricolor (Joseph's coat)
Lineage: Eukaryota; Viridiplantae; Streptophyta; Magnoliopsida; Caryophyllales; Amaranthaceae
Product: conserved oligomeric Golgi complex subunit 8
Exons: 12
Coding region: 243-1991 (582 amino acids)
Biological process (GO): intra-Golgi vesicle-mediated transport
Cellular component (GO): COG complex
Source: RefSeq, a predicted model, not a curated record